AUGGAGAUUUUAACACAAGCCGAAAGAAAAAACAUAGAUAUUUAUUUACAACAAAAAAAUGAAGAUGAGAACUAUCUUCAAAGAGUUGAAGUUAAGGGAAAGAAGGCAAGGAAAUUAUUUUUUAUUAUAGGUAAUAACAGAGUUUUCUUUUUUAAAGUUGGUGGAAAGAUUGAAAUUGACUAUCAUUUCUUGGAUAUUUUAGAACUAAAGUCUGAUGGUAUUAAAGAGAUACAAUUGAAAUUUAGAAAUGAUGGUGGCAAAGAACCAUUAAUAUUUGGAUUGGAACAAGAAUCAGAUUCAGCAGAAAUUAUUUUAGCAAUUGAUUAUUUAUUUACAUUAAAUUUCCCAUCAAUGCAAAAUAACAGAUUAAAGAUUAUUGUACCAGAACCAAAAAGAACAGAAAUUUAUAGCUCACCAAAUGCAUUAAUCCCAGAGGUUGGAGUAUGUAAUGGCUUUACCCAAACUUACUUUUCAUUAUGCGAUUAUUUAAAUAUACAACCAAUUAGUGAAGUUUCUUGGCACAUUGAAAAUGUUAUUGGCGAUAAAAGUGAUAUUAAAGAUUUUGACUAUGGUUUCUUCUUCAAAAAAGAUAGAAUUAUUACCAUUGAUGCUAAACCAAUUAUGCAAGCUUUGACAAUUAACAAAUACUUUACCUCAUUUUCAGUAAACAAUAUAAAGUUAUCAAACGAAUGUAUUCAAUCAAUUAUUCAACUAGUUUCACAAAAUACAUGUUUUGAAAAAAUAUGUUUAAAUGGAAUUGGUUUAGAUAGAUCUGCAACUGAAAAAUUAAUAGAAUCAUUCAAUACAAAUAAAGCAUUAAAACUUAAGGAGUUAGAUCUUGGUAAUAAUAAUAUUGAAGAUAAAGGCAUGACAUUAUUAUCAGAAUAUUUAAAAACAACACAUUGGGAAUUAUCAACAUUAAUUCUAAAUAACUGCUCAGCAGGUAGAUCAGCAAUGGCACAUUUAGGUGAUGCAAUUACAUUCAAUGAAAACAUUCUCAGAAAUUUAAAAUAUUUAGAUGUUGCUUCAAAUAGAUUGGAAAGUGAUGGCUCGGUAGCAUUUUCAAAAUUAUUAGAAAGAUCAAAAACCCUUCAAACCUUUUUAAUUUCUAAUUGUAACCCCCAGUUCCACCAAUGGACCAAAGUAUGCAUUUCAUUGAACAAGUUUGAUAACAGUGGUAAUAGAAUCACCCGUAAAGAUAACAUCCAUAGAGAUAUGAUUAGUUUUUUAAAUCACUCAAUUUAUCUCAAUAAUUUAAAUCUUUCAAAGUGUCAAAUUCCAGUAGAAGCUGUUGCAGAUAUUUUUGGAGAGGGAAACCUUGUCAAAAUGGAAACUCUCAAUGUCUCAGAUAAUGAUUUAGGUGAUGAAGGCAUCUCUACUCUUUGUGAUUUAAUGGCCAACCAUCCAUCGAUUAGAUCACUCAACAUCUCUGGCAAUUUUAAUAGAAGAAGCAAAAAUAGAACAAAUGCAAUCGAAUCAAUUAUUAACAUGUUGGAAAAGAAAUCAAAGACCCAUAACUCUAUUCGUUCACUCUCUAUCCAAGGUUCGGGCAAAUCCCAAUUAAAGGGUGAUCUUCUUCCUAUUGUUUGCUCUAUCUUUUAUAAUGGAUCAUUAAAAGAGUUGGAUAUAAGUGGUCAUUCUAGUGGUGAUAUUUUUGCAGCCUCAGUCGGUAAACUUUUACAAUGUAAUGCUGGUUUAGAAACUCUUUAUUUAGAUGACAACUCAAUUACUAGUCGUGGUUUACAACUAAUUAAGUUUGGUUUAGCUAGAAACUCUACUCUCACACGUUUACCUUUACCAAUUAAAGAUAUUGCCUCCGCAUUAAAAGCUGAUGCCACACCGGUUAAUCUUCAAAAGAUAACUGAAGUAUCUACCGAAAUUCAACAAAUCAUUUUAGAUAACUACACAAAUAGAACUAUUCAAUCAAAUACAUCCCUUAGAGAUUCUCAACCAAAACAAAUUUUAACUAAAUCAAGAGCUUCCUCAACACCAAUUGUAAAUGAUCCAAAAGCUACAGUCGCUACAUGUGCUGGCCUAAAAUCAUUUAUUUCAAUUGAUACUGAAGUUAAUGAACCAUUGGCAAAUGCUAAUUUAAUUGUAAAUUAA
This is a messenger RNA of Dictyostelium purpureum, 2106 nucleotides long. RefSeq lists its product as uncharacterized. Bases 1 to 2106 code for a protein of 701 amino acids. Gene Ontology annotation, cellular component: lamellipodium; plasma membrane. The record is from RefSeq and is a predicted model, not a curated record. NCBI's taxonomy places the organism in Eukaryota, Evosea, Eumycetozoa, Dictyosteliales, Dictyosteliaceae. The transcript has 5 exons. Gene Ontology annotation, molecular function: protein binding. Gene Ontology annotation, biological process: regulation of Arp2/3 complex-mediated actin nucleation; cell migration.